AUGUCGACCGAUCUGACGCCAUCACCCGCCUCCCACUCACUUGGCUUUAACACUGGCUUGUGUGACCGUCUACCACACACCGGUUCUGAGAUGCGACGCCCCCUUCCGAUAUUUUCCCAUCCAAGCAGAGGCUCCGACUGCUCUGGAGAGGCAGUCGAGAAGACGGACAGUACAAGCGAGGAGAAUGUUCCGGGGAGAAACAGACGUCUUUGCACCAGACAACCGAGUCCAUUCUUCAGCCCCCGUCUGCCACCUUCGGAUGGGCCGCCAUCUUCUCUACAGUUGGAUUUGGCGGAAUCCUUCCUGGCGGCUCUGACAGGUCGCAAGGAGUUGCUUUCGCCGGCCUCACGACAACUCGACUUGAACCCGGGCCUCGUCUUCCCCUGGUUGCCAGGUCAGGCUCUGAAUGGGGUACAACUGUGCCGCAGUCCGUUGCAUUUUCAUGCUGCCAGUCUGGUCGGGGAUCAGGCGAAGAGUGAAGAAAUAAAGCAUUCUCCAGCGAUUGAAGCUGAAGCAGGAGAAUGCCAGAAGACAAGUGAAGCCAUGGUGAGUGAUGGAGAGCGUGAGGCGAGAGCGACUCCGGACAUGCUUAUUGGGCAAGAAGAGGAGGAUAUUGAGCUUUUCAAUGAGUUUGGGGAGAUAGACGAUACAUUCGAGGAGGACGAUGAAGGAGAGGGCGAUGACGACUUUGACGACGAAGAUAACGACGACGAUGAGGUGCAAGCGGAAGGGGCAGAUGAAAACGGAGAGGAAAAAACUAGCACACUCUUAUCGACGUUACCAAUUGCCAAGGCAGAGGUUGAUUUUGCACAUGUACAGGAUACUCUCACCCACAAAGAGUUGGCCUCCUUUGGCACGAUGGCAAAUCUUCUGGAUCCUCACAGAGUCCUAGAUCUGUCCAAUAAGCCGGCACUUCUGGCACCGGUCAAGGAGUCAAUGAAGCUGACCGAUGAUGGAAGGGAGGGGAAGGAGGCAGACAACGAGGGCGAGAGGGAGGCAAGGGCAUUCAAAGGGCAGUUUGGAGAUGGGAAAGAGAAUGAAAAUGACGAAGAACUGGGGCGACGAGAUAAUGUGAUUGCCGAGUGCAAUCUGGGCAAAAAAGCGUAUUCAAUUAAGAGGGAGGAGCUGUAUGAGCCGGAGGGUGGUUCAAGACGAGUGAACUUCGACCUUUUGACCUGGCUCAAUCCCGGCCAUUUGAGCCUCUUCUCCUCUCUGGCGGGUGCGCGAGAGGCCCUGGUGGGAUGCACGCAGACAGUGGACGCCGCCGCCUCGAGUCCCAGCCAGUCGAAUGUACCAACUGCCCAUCCGCGUCUUCUCGACUCCGAGUCACCCGCCGAUGGCAGCUCCUGCGCGCCUCGAGGACCACAAGUCCAGGGUCAGUUGACCUCAGAGACGAGGCUGUCGGAGGCUGCAAAUAUCCCUCGUCUCUUCUCCGGCUGGUUGAAGCACUGCGAGGCCCUGUUGACCGAGCCCCUCAAUCACAGCCAUUCCUCCCUCGAGCACGAAAGGCUAGACGCGGCACUGGCGGUGAGGUCGACUUACGUCAGCGAGGGUUCAGAAGAGAUUUCCUUUCUGAGAACUUCGACCCAACUGGCACGAACGCAGCAGAUGACACAACUGGCACCACCAACCUCGGCGACGCCGAUCGCCACCUCUGUAUCGUCUUCAUCUUCCUCCUUCUCCUCCUCGUGCUUCUCCUCCUCCUCUUCCUCCUCCUCCUCCUCAUCAUCAUCACUUUCUUUUUUGCCGGCAGUAAAGAAUGCCGCUUCAACAGGUGGCAACGCUCUUUCUGGAUCCUCAUCGUCUAGGCUUAGUCCUACCCCACCGCCACACUUUCCCCACUUUAUGCAACCUCCUAUUCGGGUUGUGCCGCCCUCGACAAUGCCAGGUUCGAAUCCCGGAGAACUCCCACCACCUCCACCGACCCAGCUUACGCAGACCCAGCUACCAGGCGAAACAGAUGUGCUCAACUUUUUCCCCUUCGGCCUUGACCAGAAUAUGGCCUGUCCUCUCUGCAAGAAGUGCUUUCGGUUCGAAAAGAACCUCCUGCGCCACAUGCAAAAGUCACAUGCAGCGGGCACUGGCGAGUCGGUGCUCAAAUGCAAGUUGUGCAACUACACAACGCGGCACUAUAGCAACAUGUAUGUUCACAUCAGGACACAUACAGGUGAGCUUAUGCGUCACAUUUUGAUAAAGAUCAGAGUAUUGGUGUGGAAAACAGGACAGUUAAGAUAUUGCUCGCAAAAUUCACGAUUUAUUUUCAUCAUUUAUUUUUUCCAUUUAUGCUUACAGUCAGGUCACUAUGAUGGAGAUAGUGGCAUAAACUUCAACUCGCACUGA
Molecule: messenger RNA, 2340 nt
Organism: Protopolystoma xenopodis
Lineage: Eukaryota; Metazoa; Platyhelminthes; Monogenea; Polystomatidea; Polystomatidae
Source: the annotation of a GenBank genome assembly